ACUGCCUUCCCGCGCCGGCUUCAGUCGGGGUGUUGAGUUCCGCCACCAGAGUUCCCGGGCCUUUUGGCCUGUGCAGGCUGUACCUUUUUAAGCAGUGGAAUUCUCCAGUGCUUUACUGUUUUCUUGUUACAAGUGUUUAUUUUAUUUCCUGUGGUGUUUCAGCCUUCAUCCCUUCACCGUUUUUUGUUGUUGUUGUUUUUGAGACGGAGUCUCGCCCUGUCGCCCAGGCUGGAGUGCAGUGGCGCAAUCUCGGCUCACCGCAACCUCCGUCUCCCGGGUUCUAGCAAUUCCAUUGCCUCAGCCUCCCGAGUCCACUCACCGUUUUUUAAAAACUAAUUGGAGUAACUGGCCUUGGAACCUGUUGUCAGUCAUUUGCCUGAGGUUUACCUGCCAGUCCCACCCGUUUAAAGCAAGGGAAUUCGACCCCCUUGUCUUGAAUGGACCUAAGAGGAGCCGUCAGUUCUCCUGUUCCCCUCUUGGUGGAUAGCCGUUUAAAACUUGGAGGAUGGACUCUACUAACUCUAGACGGCGAAGUUCUUAGAUGUUUUCGUUCAGUGGACAAAGUGAUGUUCUGGAACCUAUCAACUGCAAGUCCGCCUUCUUCCUUGGUUGACUCUGGUAUUUUUAUUAUGACUUCAUGUAUCUGCUUUGCUUUUACACAUUUAGUUAUUUAAAGUGCAACGUAGGGUCGGAAAAGUGUAAUACCUUUCCUCACCACCCACCCAUUAUAAGGAUGACAGCCACCACUGGUAAAAACAGAAGAUAGGUUAACAAGGAGAUGUUUCACCAAGCAGAAGAAUUCUUAUCUAAAACAACAAACAAUGAAGUGGAUGACAUGGACACGUCAGAUACCCAGUGGGGCUGGUUUUACUUGGCAGAAUGUGGGAAGUGGCACAUGUUUCAGCCGGAUACCAACAGUCAGUGUUCAGUUAGCAGUGAAGAUAUCGAAAAAAGCUUCAAAGCAAACCCUUGUGGCUCCAUUUCUUUUACUACUUCCAAAUUCAGCUACAAGAUAGACUUUGCAGAAAUGAAGCAAAUGAAUCUCACCACUGGAAAGCAGCGCUUAAUAAAAAGAGCCCCCUUUUCUAUCAGUGCUUUCAGUUAUAUCUGUGAAAAUGAGGCUAUCCCUAUGCCACCACACUGGGAGAAUGUGAAUACUCAAGUACCGUAUCAGCUUAUUACUCUGCACAAUCAAACACAUGAAUAUAAUGAAGUUGCCAAUCUCUUUGGGAAAACAAUGGAUCGUAACCGAAUCAAAAGAAUUCAGAGAAUUCAAAACCUAGAUUUGUGGGAGUUCUUUUGCAGGAAAAAGGCUCAGCUCAAGAAAAAAAGAGGUGUGUCUCACAUUAAUGAACAAAUGCUAUUUCAUGGUACCAGCAGUGAAUUUGUGGAAGCAAUCUGUAUUCAUAACUUCGAUUGGAGAAUAAAUGGUAUACAUGGUGCUGUCUUUGGAAAAGGAACGUAUUUUGCUAGAGAUGCUGCUUAUUCCAGUCGUUUCUGCAAGGAUGACAUAAAGCAUGGAAACACAUUCCAAAUUCAUGGUGUCAGCUUGCAACAGCGGCAUCUGUUUAGAACAUACAAAUCUAUGUUUCUUGCUCGAGUGCUAAUUGGAGAUUACAUAAAUGGAGACUCCAAAUACAUGCGACCUCCUUCCAAAGAUGGGAGCUAUGUGAAUUUAUAUGACAGCUGUGUGGAUGAUACCUGGAACCCAAAGAUCUUUGUGGUUUUUGAUGCCAACCAAAUCUAUCCUGAGUACUUGAUAGACUUUCAUUGAUUUCACUUUCAAAUCUCAGUGGUCAAGAAGGCUUUAUUCCUUUUUGCAGGAAGAUUUGCUCUCCAGUCAUCUAGCCACUAAAUGUUAAUUAUCUGAUAUGAAACAGAUAUGAAAAAAAUGUGGCCUCCACAUAAAAAGACAAUACUUAAGGUUGGUUUUUGCCUGUUUCUUAUAGUCUUGUUUGUUAAAAAUUGAUAUCAUUGUCAUUUUAACACAUAGGGGUGAAAGAUACCAUUCAAAAUGGAAUCAGAUGAGUCUCAACUAAUGUGCUCAUUCAGAACUUUAAAGUUUACAUGUGUGUUAUAAAUGACUAGUUCAAAUAGACUUAUUCGUAUAAAUGUUGAAAAAA
Sapajus apella (tufted capuchin) is the source of this 2123-nucleotide messenger RNA. RefSeq names its product poly(ADP-ribose) polymerase family member 11 (gene PARP11). The record is from RefSeq and is a predicted model, not a curated record. Gene Ontology annotation, molecular function: NAD+ poly-ADP-ribosyltransferase activity. Lineage: Eukaryota; Metazoa; Chordata; Mammalia; Primates; Cebidae. Bases 779 to 1774 code for a protein of 331 amino acids. The transcript is spliced from 8 exons.